Messenger RNA from Aspergillus steynii IBT 23096, 378 nucleotides. RefSeq lists its product as uncharacterized. The transcript has a single exon. The coding region runs from base 62 to 280 and encodes 72 amino acids. Lineage: Eukaryota; Fungi; Ascomycota; Eurotiomycetes; Eurotiales; Aspergillaceae. The record is from RefSeq and is a predicted model, not a curated record.
CAAUUCGAUAUCAUUUAAUUUUUUUUAAUUUUCCAGGCACAAUUUUCCUCCGCUAAAGCCAAUGAGCCAGGGGUUAACGAGGGUUGGACAGCGUAAAAUACCGGUGUAUCGAUUGUGUCUCACCCUUGGACCAUGGGACCGGGCAGUGUUGGUAUUUUUCGGGCUUGUUUAUCAGUUGCCUCCUCCUUCAAGGAAACCGUCAACUUGUCUUCCUUCACUUUCUUUCUCCCCAUCCAUUGCCCUCUACAUUGAUCCUGCUCAUAUCACUGUCCUUCGUUAAACCCAUCAAGAAAGCUUAUUGGAACGCUUCUUUUUGUUCCUGAUUUUUUCUUCCUAUCACUCUACACUUAUUUUAAUCAAAGACCCCGCGGUCUUACC